Molecule: messenger RNA, 774 nt
Organism: Zootermopsis nevadensis
Lineage: Eukaryota; Metazoa; Arthropoda; Insecta; Blattodea; Termopsidae
Biological process (GO): lipid transport
Cellular component (GO): extracellular region
Molecular function (GO): lipid binding
Source: RefSeq, a predicted model, not a curated record
CCAACAUCAGAAAGACGGAUUGCUUCUUUGUCAAUAUCGGCGGAAGAUAUAAAUGAAGCAGCCUGUUCUCCGACCUCAGUGUCCAGCAGCAUCGCAACAUGGCAAUCGGCAGAGCAAUUCUCGCGGCUAGUGCAGUUCUUUGCUUCUCACAGGUCCUGGAGGCCGGUGGGGUGAGACGCUCAACGGACACGAGUUCCGCCGUCAACCAGCUGCAGGAAGCUGUAACCAAGGCACAACAAGCUGUCAGCAGCGUGGCCACCGAAGUGUCACAAGCUCUGGGGCUGCCUGAGCCCGAGACCGUGGCCAACACUCUGCAUAAUCAGUCCCUGAGCUUUGCACGCACAGUGGGAGAGUUUGUCGGACAGAUCCAGAACGAGAUCACCGCACAUCAGGGUGAAUUCUCCAGCCUGCUACAGUCUGUUGCUACGAAGUGGAAUGAGACCGCCACAAGCCUGCAGACCUACACUCCUGAAGUGAGAAAAACUGCUCAGGAAGUACAGACGUCUUUCAGCUCUGGGCUCCAGUCCUUUUUCGAUGAAGUCCAAAAGAUCGUGAAUGCCAUCGGCCCCAACGCACAGUCAGCCAGCGAGAAUCUGAAGCAGAUCACUCGCACAGCUCUGGACAGGGUGCAGGAAACAGCCAACGAAUUCAAGAGCAGCCUGCAUGCUGUCACCCAAAACCAGCCCGCUCAAUAACUAGCCUGCCACAUGCGUGAUUUCCUCGUGUCAUUUGUAACCCUCAAAAUGCAAUAAAAUUAUUUCUCAAUUCUUAUGA